AUGUCUGAAUACAAAAAGAUAUUAUCGCUUUUAUUAUUGGCCUGUUUAACUUCUGCAGCCAGUGAUGUUACCGGCUCAUUAGAUGGUAGUUCUAACAGUAAGAAUGUUGCCAAAAGAGAUGUAGGUGAUGACAUUGCUGGCGCUCUAUCUGAUGCCGCCAAUGUAGCUACUGAGAUUGCAUCCGGUGCAAGAAGUGUGGGAACUAAAAUUGCAUCUGGUGCAGUCAGUGUAGGAACUAAAGUUGCUUCUGACGCAAGAAGUGUGGGAACUAAAGUUGCCUCUGAUGCAAGAAGUGUGGGGACAAAAAUUACUUCUGGUGCAGUUAGUGUGGGAACCAAAGUCGCCUCUAAUGCAAGAAGUGUAGGAACCAAAAUCGCCUCUGAUGCAGAAAGUGUAGGAACUAAAGUUGCUUCCGACGCAAAAAGUGAAGGAAGUAAAGUCGCUUCUGAUGCAAAAAGUGAAGUAUCAAAGCACUUUAAAGACUCUCCUAGUUCUACAAUAGUAACUACCGAUGCAAAAGGUCAUAGUACGACACAAUAUCUAUGGUAUGUUAAAUCUACAAAUGCUGAUGGCUCCACAGUAACUGAUACUACCACCAAGGAUCCAACAGCUACAAAUACAGAAAGCCAUUCUAGCAGUGCCACAUCAUCCCAUCACAGUUCUUCAAAGAAUGCUGCAAUUAGACUAGGUGGACAAGAACAGAACUAUUAUUACUACCCUGUCGUCGGCUUAGCCGCAUUGUUAUUAUUAUAG
Arxiozyma heterogenica is the source of this 753-nucleotide messenger RNA. It is a transcript of the gene NCW2, whose product is annotated as Ncw2p. Bases 1 to 753 code for a protein of 250 amino acids. The transcript has a single exon. NCBI's taxonomy places the organism in Eukaryota, Fungi, Ascomycota, Saccharomycetes, Saccharomycetales, Saccharomycetaceae. The record is from RefSeq and is a predicted model, not a curated record.